This is a messenger RNA of Physella acuta, 808 nucleotides long. RefSeq lists its product as uncharacterized. The record is from RefSeq and is a predicted model, not a curated record. Gene Ontology annotation, cellular component: cytoplasm; nucleus. Lineage: Eukaryota; Metazoa; Mollusca; Gastropoda; Physidae. Gene Ontology annotation, biological process: protein polyubiquitination; positive regulation of canonical Wnt signaling pathway. Gene Ontology annotation, molecular function: RNA binding; ubiquitin-ubiquitin ligase activity.
ACAAGUAGACCUACUGAAGAUGCAAGCAGAUGUUAAUGAUAAACAAACAAGUCCUCCAUCUACUAAAAAUGUCCUUGGCAUACAUUUACAUCACAAAGUUUGUGAAAUGCUGCAGAAAUGUUUUUUUAACCUAGAUUUUGACAAGGUCACAAGUGAUCAGACUUUCCACCCUGUUGAUAAAAUCACAGGCAUGUUACUUGAAAGAUCAGACAUGGAUAUUCAUAAAAUGUUGAAGGACAGACAUUUUUUGGAGGCAAAUAUUAUACGCACCCUUAGAUUUCUAAGCCAGGAACAUUUCACUUCUGCUGAACAGUCUUUAUUAGAUCAUACAGAAAAAAGGACUCAGCUGACUACAGAACAACUGGGUGAGAUUAUUUUUGCUAGAGUUCAAAUGUAUGAUGAAGGGUUAGCUCCUCAGAUUACAGGAAUGCUUUUAGAACUAGAUGCCUCAUCUCUUAUGGAGCUGCUGCAGAAUGAAGAUAGUUUUCAGCUGGCAGUUUACAAGUCAAAAUUAGCUAUAGACUCUACUGUCACAUCACCUACCAUUGGUGGUGAAAAUGACAGAAAAAUUACAGAUUUCAAGGAAAGUAUGAAAGACAACGGAAAUGAUACAGACAUGAAAGACUUUUUAGGGAAUCAAAUAUAUGAAAUAGUUUUUAAUAUCUACCUCAAUAAAGAUGUGGCUGCCAAAAAUACAGGAAUGAUCCUGGAAAUGGAUGUGGAAACCCUAAUAAGUUUAGUUGAAAACAAAGUCACUUUAAUGGCUGCCGUCAACAAGGCUUACACAGCUCUCACAACUACAUCUUGA